Molecule: messenger RNA, 2288 nt
Organism: Phytophthora nicotianae INRA-310
Lineage: Eukaryota; Oomycota; Peronosporomycetes; Peronosporales; Peronosporaceae
Exons: 1
Coding region: 29-1810 (593 amino acids)
Molecular function (GO): protein binding
Source: RefSeq, a predicted model, not a curated record
GAUUUCCAUCUUCCACAUCUAAUCAACAAUGUCCUUGAUGCACCCGGACACUAGCGACUCCUUUCUAACCUCCGUACGCGUCGUGUGUCGCAGCCAGCCUCGGAUUAACGUGUUAAAUCACGUACUACAGCAGUUGGAUGCAUUUCUUUUCCCGUCUCAAGCUUUUACGCUGCCCCGAUGCGUGCAGCACGGUAACAUUCGCCUCUUCAGACGUGUUUUGGUUACGCUAGAUAAUGACAACACCCGGUGCCAAUUCGAGAAGAUACAGCAAUAUCGACUGGCAAUGCAAGCGGCUGCAAAACUUGGCCACCUCUGGAUGGUACAACAGCUGUAUCAACGCUACCCAGUGGCGCUGAGCGGCGCGACAGCACUAGCUGCGGGACAAAGUGGCCACUUGCCGCUAAUUCAGUGGGUGUACGAGACCAAGCGCCACCUUUUGAACAUGAACUUCUAUGCAGCAGUGUACAAGGCUUUUGAGACGUCGGCUUCACGUGGAGACUUGCACACUGUGCAGUGGCUUGUGAAGAAUUUCUCGAAUGUUGUGUUUGACAUCGGUAUCCCAGCUAAAGAAGGACAAUUGGAGGUGGCGAAAUGGGUGCUGGAAGAGGGCAAAUACAGAUGCAGAUUCGAUGUAGCGGACGAAGUGGCAGUACGUGGAGACUUGAACAUGAUGCAGUUUUUAGUCAACCGCGCACUUUUGGAUGGACCGAGCUCAGCGCCGGACUUGGCGGCGGAGUUUGGCCACAUUGAACUGGUAAAGUGGUUGAGUGAGAAUGAGAGCAAACAUGCUUGGAGUUUCACUACGACUGCAAUGGUUUGUGCAGCGAAAAAUGGGCAUCUGGAGGUUGUGAAGUGGUUACACGAGAACAGGAAAGUGGGAUGUACCACUAACGCUUUGGAUCUUGCUGCAGGAUCUGGACACCUUAGUGUACUGCAAUGGCUCUAUGCAAACCGACAUGAACGAUGCACAGCGAAUGCUAUGGAUAACGCAGCGAUGACAGGGUAUCUAAAAGUUGUGCAGUGGCUGCAUAAUGAAGGAGCAAGAUGUACAACUGCAGCGAUUAAUCAUGCCGCACACAAGAACCACUUAAACGUUGUACAGUGGCUUCACGAAACACGCGAUGAAGGCUGCACAGCAGAGGCAAUGGACUGGGCGAGUAAAGCGGGCCACCUUGCAAUGGUCAAGUGGCUUCAUGUCAACCGUCGUGAAGGAUGCACGACCUUCGCGAUGGAUCAAGCUUCAGCGAAUGGACACUUGGAAGUGGUGCAAUUCUUGCAUGCGAAUCGAGCAGAGGGCUGCACGAAGUAUGCUUUGAAUGCCGCUGCUGGUAACGGAGACCUUGAAAUGGUGAAGUGGAUCGUUGCUCACAGAUACGAGGGAAUUAUCUCGGAGGCUUUUCACAACUCUGUGAGCACUGGUCACCUCGAUGUGGUUAAAUUUCUUCGCAAUACUUUCGUAGAUGAGUGUUCUGCUCGUGUUAUUGACACUGCUGCAACCAACGGCCAUUUGGAGUUAGUUCAGUGGUUAUACGAGAGCUGUGGGGAGCGCUGCUCGCCUGCAGCGAUGGCAGGAGCAGCCAAGAACAGCCACGUCGAAGUCAUCAAGUGGCUAAGCAACGUCUGCGCACUGAAAUGCCCCACAUACGUGAUGAUGAACGCUGUUUCUAGCGGUAACUUCGAGAUGCUUCAGUUCCUGAAAAAGUCUGGGCAAUUGGACUGUCGUUCAGUGACAACUGAGGGUAUUGUAGCUGUGCUGGACCCUCAAGAGGAAGUCGUCCAGUGGCUGACUGAAAAUUAUCCUGAUGUGUAAGUCCGAGGACGAAAGUUUAGUUCGCUUUCUUGUACAUACAAUUACCUUUACAGCUCCUCCACUUCAACUUGUCCGGACGAUUUUGUUUGAAUGAAGCCAAUAAACUCGUCGCUCUUGAGCACAGGAACACUAACAGUGAACGUUGCGUCCUCUGCGUAUUCCUGUGAUACCAACUCUGCCGUGAAGUGAUCGGACGCUCGUUUGACCACAUCAACGUACGAGAAAUUUGUCUUCACAUACAGCAACUUGGUUGGCACCUUUUGAACGAUCUCUGCCUGCUCGAUCACCUCCUGCGCUGCAGCUCCAUACGCUCGGAUGAGUCCUCCAGACCCAAGCUUCACGCCACCAAAUAUUCUCGUCACCACCAGACAGACGUCGACUAAUUGUGCACGUUGUAAAGAGGCCAAGAUGGGUCUCCCAGCGGUUCCGUGUGGCUCUCCGUCGUCCGAGCACAGCUUACGGCCGUCCAUUGUCGUGU